Kwoniella shivajii is the source of this 369-nucleotide messenger RNA. RefSeq lists its product as uncharacterized. The transcript is spliced from 3 exons. The coding region runs from base 1 to 369 and encodes 122 amino acids. The record is from RefSeq and is a predicted model, not a curated record. NCBI's taxonomy places the organism in Eukaryota, Fungi, Basidiomycota, Tremellomycetes, Tremellales, Cryptococcaceae.
AUGCGAUUCUCCACGAUCCUCGUUGCCUGUCUCGCUACCCUAUCUUUCGGUGCUCUCGCCUCUCCCAUCGACGCUCGAGGCGGUUCUAGCUCUCCACCCGCUACCGGUGGAUCUCCCCCUCCAGUUCCUCCAGGAUACAAAUUAGUAACCGUUGGCAACAUCUAUAUCUUAACCGACAACAACGGUAACUUUGCAGGUGCCUUCUCUCAAGGUACCGGUAACGGUCAAGGUGCCGGAAAAGACAACAGCAAUGCCAUCAUCGGCAGUUCUUCCAACAAUAACCAAGGUUCCGGUAACGCCGGUGAUAAGACCACCAAGACUACCACCACAACCAAGAACAGUGGCGGCAAAGGCAGCGAACACCAUUAA